GCUUUGACCAAAAUAAUGGAAAAAGGCAAAAGCCUGGGAGUUUUGUUACUACAAGUACGUGAAGAAGAAGUGUGCAGAAGCUGUGUAAGUCAAGCUCACAGGUUUGCAGCCUGGUUUGGGGAAGUUGGUUUGGAAACUCACUCGCGACACUUUCAACGACAACAUGUCGAAGGCAGGCCAAUUGGCUCUGCUGAGCGUGUCCGACAAGACUGGGUUGGUUGAAUUUGCCAAGCGCCUUCAUGGCAUGGGCUUCAAGUUGGUCGCCUCCGGAGGGACAGCUAAAAAGAUCCGGGAAGCUGAAAUCCCAGUCACUGAUGUUGCUGACUUGACCGGGGCACCAGAGAUGCUGGGUGGUCGUGUGAAGACACUGCACCCUGCUGUGCAUGGAGGUAUUCUGGCGCGUUGUACUGAGUCUGACCAGGCUGACAUGACCAAGCAAGGACACGAGUACAUCAGAGUUGUAGCCUGCAACCUGUACCCAUUCUCAAGUACCGUAGCCAAGGAGGGUGUCACUGUUCCCGAAGCCGUUGAACAAAUAGAUAUUGGCGGAGUGACAUUGCUAAGGGCUGCAGCCAAAAACCACAACCGUGUUACAGUUGUCUGCGAUCCAUCUGAUUAUGAGCGGAUAUCGGAGGAAAUGGCGGGAGGUGAGGCUGGGGACACCAGUGAAGAAACACGCCAAGCCCUAGCUUUGAAGGCUUUCAACCACACAGCAGCGUACGAUAAUGCUAUCUCGGACUACUUCAGGCAGCAAUAUGGCAAGGGUGUCAGCCAGAUGCCGCUGCGCUAUGGCAUGAACCCUCACCAGAAACCUGCUCAGCUGUUCACAACAGAUGCUAAGCUGCCUCUGGAUGUGCUGAAUGGCUCGCCAGGAUUCAUCAACCUCUGCGAUGCCCUGAACAGCUGGCAGCUUGUGAAGGAUUCUGAGGAGCGGACGCACUGGGCACGCAAGUGUCACGACGCUCUGGAUGUCCUGCUGAAUGAUGGCCGGCGAAGUUGUGACACACUCUCUGCAUCGACACCUGUCGAUCCCACGCCAGAGCCAGCUGCUGAUCCCGUUUCUACGUGUCACACUGCUUUUGCAGCUCCGUCAUCGUCAUCGCCAUUGUCCUCGCUCUCGUCCUCACUCCCGUCACCAUCUUCCUCGGGGAAAAAGAUUUCACUUGCUGAUGCGCUCAAGUCAACUGUGGUGAAAGCUGCGAUUUGCAGUCAAGUAGUAGCCCCUAAAACAUCGGGGGAUGUCACAGCAGGUUCUUGUGUUACUCCACAAAAGCGCCCUGCAGAACUGCAGGCACCUGAUGCAGUCUCCAAACGUAUUUGUGUCAACUCGACUGCUACAGCAUCAGCGUGUACGGUCCCAGCAAGUGACGCGUCAGCAAGUACGGCACCGCCUGGGUCUCCAGUAGCAUCCGCGAAUGCUGAGAAGACUUCGGAUUCCACAACCUCUCCAACUGCAUCGCCCAAUAAAAAUAAGGUGGCCGACCAGUCUCUUGCAGAGGUGUCCGCGUCUUCACCUCCUUCGAAACCCGAAGAUCCGUCAGAUUCGGCCACAUCAACAGCUGACACGACUGCAGAUGAAUCAUCCGAAAAGGCAACCGAGUCGUGUGCGAAGUCUUCCAAAUCUUCAACCGAGAAAACUGCCGAGUCCUCGUCAUCUUCUGAUGUGCGCACGUACCCACUGAAAUCCGAACCGAAGUCCGACUCUGAGGUUCUGGAGCAGAUGGGACUAAAAGAAGUCAAGCCUGGUGAAAUCAAGGACUGCUGUAACACGCGCCUGCAGGACUUUCUCCGCGCAAUUUUCGCCCAGAUGGACCGGCAGCACGACCGCAGAGUGGAGUUCCAGCUUUACUUGGACGAGCGUCGGAGAGAAUUUGAGGAGGACAUGCGCACUCGGGAACGCUCGUACCGCGAGGAAGACUGGUUGCGGUACCAGCGCAGCAACAUGGACUUGGUGGAUAGCGUCAGAGAAAUCCAUGAACACUUGAAGUCCGUAUUUGACGGGUCCGACUAUGACACUGACCAUAGUGGGUGCACGUAGAACAGGCUCCGUUAACCCAAGCUGGCCUUUGUUUUAGUAAUUAUUCCAUCCUAAACGCCGUUAGGAAAUCCAUGAACACUUGAAGUCCGUAUUUGACGGGUCUGACUAUGACACUGGCCAUAGUGGGUGCACGUAGAACAGGCUCCGUUGACCCAAGCUGGCCUUUGUUUUAGUAAUUAUUCCAUCCUAGUAACGUCGUUCUAUGAAUUGGCUUGUGUAGGUCCAAACCCGCUUGCUCGGAUUGCAGUCCACGCUGGUUUCAUUCGACUUAUCCUUCAACUUCCAACUGACUUUAUGUCCGCUCUUCAAGUUAUAUGUGUAGACAAAGAGCUCCGUCUAGACUCUGACUAAUGUGCACUUCCCUGCAACGCCUAAGCACGUGCGGUUCUUUGGCCAUUCCGUGUGUCCCGUGUUUGUGUUUGUUUGUUCGUGUUUGUGUUUGCCGACUGGAAUUUCACAUCAAUUCGGGUUUUUUGCUACAUUUGUGGAUCUGCUGCCGUUCGAAAAAAGUUUCGACCGCCAUAUCUCUGCUUCAUCUGGUGAUUUAGACAGCUCUUACACUACUAAGUCUGCCCGCGUUUUAUCCGAGUUUAGUGCCCAAGCCAAUCAGUGUGUACUGCUCACGUAACUAUUUAUUAAGUCUGCCCGUGUUUUAUCCAAAUUUAGUGCCCAGGCCAAUGCGAGAGCUGUGUGUGCUGCUCCUGUAACUACUCUGUUACCCUGUCCACGUACGGUAUAAGUCUGCCCGUGUUUUAUCCAAAUUUAGUGCCCAGGCCAAUGCGAGAGCUGUGUGUGCUGCUCCUGUAACUACUCUGUUACCCUGUCCACGUACGGUACACAUACUGGUAUGCAAAGUGGUCUCUCUUUUUUUUAAAUUCUUUUUAUUUGCACCCGCUGUUUAGAAAGUGUGCCGAGGAUUCAAGGCUGAGAUUGCAAGUGCUCCCCUGCACAUGCACACUAGCGCACAUGAUGCAGACCAGACACAUUGUACUGGUGGUGCCGAUUUGACUUUUUAAUCUUUUUACAUCGUGACUGACUGUGUCCACGCCAGUUGGGGUGUCUGCUA
This is a messenger RNA of Sycon ciliatum, 3104 nucleotides long. Its product is annotated as bifunctional purine biosynthesis protein ATIC-like. Gene Ontology annotation, molecular function: IMP cyclohydrolase activity; phosphoribosylaminoimidazolecarboxamide formyltransferase activity. Gene Ontology annotation, cellular component: cytosol. The record is from RefSeq and is a predicted model, not a curated record. Bases 164 to 2038 code for a protein of 624 amino acids. The transcript is spliced from 12 exons. Lineage: Eukaryota; Metazoa; Porifera; Calcarea; Leucosolenida; Sycettidae. Gene Ontology annotation, biological process: 'de novo' IMP biosynthetic process.